CUCUCUUGCUUUUGUAGGCGGCGUUUAGCCCAUUGGACCAAUCAGAAGAGUGAUUGCACGGUAUCCUGUUGUGGAGCAGUGACAGCCGGAGGACACGGCUUGUGAAUGUUUGUUCCAGUGCACUAGGUAAAAAGAAAUAAUCGACACCUGUCCCAGAAUGGCUAAUGCCCUCUGUAGCAGAGCCAGACUGGUGACCUACGUCCCUGGGUUUUGUUCUUUGAUAAGAAGGGUCUCAGGUACCCGGGCUUUUUCCACAGCAGGAUCUUCAGGCUCUGAUGAGCCUUACAUUGCUGCUACACCUCCUGAUAUACUUCCUAGGACAGUAUGGCCCGAUGAGACUAUGGGCCCCUUUGGCCCACAAGACCACCGUUUUCAGCUUCCAGGUAAUGUAGGAUUUGAUGUCCACGUGAAUGGAGUAGACAAUAAGAGGAAAAUAGAAGUCAAUAAAAAUCUACCGGACUUGCUAACUGAACCUCAACCAAGCGAAAGACAUGAAUUUGUAAUGGCCCAAUUUGUUACUGAAUUCCAGGGGAGUGAAGUUUCACUGCAGCCACAAGAAUUGAACACUAUAGAAAGCUACUUUGAAAAUGCAAAGGUGGAAUGCGCAAUGCAGUCUUGCCCAGAUCUGCUGAAAAAAGAUUUUGCUUCUAUGUUUCCUGAAAUUCCCGGGAAUAAUUUUAUGGUGCUAACAGUUACUCAGAGGACGAAAAAUGAUAUGACCGCUUGGAGUCAAGAGGUCGAAAACGAGAGGGAAAUGUUAAUGGAAAAGUUCAUAAAUGGUGCCAAGGAGAUUUGCUAUGCGCUAAGGACAGAAGGAUACUGGGCGGACUUUAUUGACCCACUGUCUGGGCUUGCAUAUUUUGGGCCUUACACAAACAACACCCUAUUUGAAACAGAUGAGCGCUAUCGCCACCUGGGAUUCAAAGUGGAGGAUCUGGGUUGCUGUAAAGUAAUUCGCCACAGUGUCUGGGGAACACAUGCGGUUGUGGGAAGUAUAUUUACCAACGCUCCCUCAGACAGUGCUAUCAUGAAGAAACUAGGGGAACACUGACUUUGUCAACCAAAUCAUACCAUGGGCCUCAUUUAUUUUGUACUUGCCACCCCGGCAGUCAGUGAAGAACUCUUAAAUCACAAUCUAUACAAAGAGGAUUAAAGCUGCAUUUUAUUUAUGAAAAUGGACCAUUAAAUUUAAUUUAUGAUUUGUUGGUUGCAGAAAAAGGUCAAGGGUAAAAACAAAUUAUUCUUGCCAUUAUUUUAUGGGAAGCAGAGGAAAUUACUCCGUCAAUAAAGUUUUUAUUAAAGACACAA
This is a messenger RNA of Xenopus laevis (African clawed frog), 1308 nucleotides long. It is a transcript of the gene mmadhc.L, whose product is annotated as metabolism of cobalamin associated D L homeolog. Gene Ontology annotation, cellular component: mitochondrion. The transcript is spliced from 8 exons. The record is from RefSeq and is marked provisional. The coding region runs from base 158 to 1051 and encodes 297 amino acids. NCBI's taxonomy places the organism in Eukaryota, Metazoa, Chordata, Amphibia, Anura, Pipidae. Gene Ontology annotation, biological process: cobalamin metabolic process.